AUGUGUAUGAAAAACCCAAAGCCGCUCACUGCUGGGCACGAGUAUGGCUACCUGAGUCUAGAAUCGGCCCUCCAGGUGCCGCAACAGGGCACCGUUGCCAAUGUCUUGGCACCCUUCACCAACCACCAGUCAUUGUGCGUGUCUGGCGAGCCCAGAUAUGACGAGAAAACAUCACCACAAGCAGUCUGUGAACAGGCUGGCCGUGCAGAGCUGGUGCUGCUUUUGGACGAAAAGUCGGGUGAGUGGGGUUAUGACUUUGAGAAGCAAGUUCCUAUGCUGAAAAGCUCCAACGAUCUCACUUCAGUACGCACGAAAGUGUUUUUAUUGGUGGUUUCGGUGGUGGUGUUGGGGUAUCGUAUGGUGCAGACCAGCCAGAGCGGGUGA
Messenger RNA from Suhomyces tanzawaensis NRRL Y-17324, 384 nucleotides. RefSeq lists its product as uncharacterized. Bases 1 to 384 code for a protein of 127 amino acids. The transcript has a single exon. Lineage: Eukaryota; Fungi; Ascomycota; Pichiomycetes; Serinales; Debaryomycetaceae. The record is from RefSeq and is a predicted model, not a curated record.